Molecule: messenger RNA, 843 nt
Organism: Triticum turgidum subsp. durum (durum wheat)
Lineage: Eukaryota; Viridiplantae; Streptophyta; Magnoliopsida; Poales; Poaceae
Source: the annotation of a GenBank genome assembly
AUGCUAGCAAUGGUCCACCAGCAUCAGGAGGUGUCGUGCGUUCCGCCGGGGUUCAGGUUCCACCCAACGGAGGAGGAGCUGGUGGGGUACUACUUGGCCCAGAAGGUGGCCGCCCAGAAGAUCGACCUCGACAUCAUCCCGGAGGUGGAUUUCUACCGGAUAGAGCCAUGGGACCUCCAAGAGAGGUGCGGCGGCGGCAGGGGUGGAGGCGGAGGACAGCCGGAUCAGCAGGACCAGUCGUCGUCGGGGUGGUACUUCUUCACCUUCAAGGACCGCAAGUACCCCAGCGGCACGCGCACCAACCGCGCCACGGCGGCCGGGUUCUGGAAGGCCACCGGCAGGGACAAGCCGGUGAUGUCGUCGCGGAGCCGUGGCGUGAUCGGCAUGAGGAAGACGCUCGUCUUCUACAGGGGGCGGGCACCCAACGGUAGGAAAACCGACUGGAUCAUCCAUGAGUACCGCCUCCAGACAAGCGAGCACGCGCCCACACAGGAGGAAGGUUGGGUGGUGUGCCGGGCGUUCCAGAAGCCGACCCCAAACCAGAGGCCAUCCUACAUCUUCCCCGCAUACUCCGCGGCUCCAGGUCUUGGUGACUACUACGACGCGCGGUCCUUGCUGCACGACCAAGGCGGCGGCUUCGGCUUCCCCGGCCAGGGUACCCAGCACUCCUCCUAUGACCCACUGGAUAGCAAGCAGAGCAUCUUCAGCAACAUCCCGCAGCACAUCGAGAGCCCGCCGACAACCACCGCCGUUGCUGGUUGCGGCGACGCUGGCUAUGACGUCGUCCAGCAGGGACAGGCCGCAACCGGCAUCGACUGGAACUUUCUGGACAGCUUGCUGUGA